UUGUGAAUGCUGCGGGAAAUAUUUGUUACGGGAACAAUAGUAUGGAAAAAAUGCAAUAAUCUCAUUGGGUACAACUGUUAUUAUUCAGAAUUCACGUUUAUGUAUUAAAUAAUCAAUUGCGUCUGACUAACGUGAGUUAGCUACGGAAAAUGUUGCCUGCUGAAGCUUCACGGAUGAUCCAGGAUCAACACGAAACGGAGAGUGAGUCAGACGACGCAAGAUCAAACAUAUCCACUGAGGACAGCGAGGAUGAACGAUGGCACUUUGAGCUUCGUGUUGAUCCCACCGAAGAUGUUUGUGAUGACAAUGAGGAGAACGUCACACCUGGACCAUCUAGGAAGAGAGCACGGGGUCAGGAGGACACUCCACUUUCAUGGAAGACAGAACGUGAUGGAGAUACUGCACCAGGACAUCUGCGCUUUGUUCCUGCAAGGGAACCUGGUGUGCAGCUGAGCACAGAGGACCAUCACACUCCUCUGAGCCUCUUCAAGCUGUUCUUUUCGAAUGACGCCGUUAAAACCCUCUGCCGUAACACCAACAAGCAAGCUGCCAGGAAAAUUGGCAGGGGCGCAAAGUACAGAUGGGUGGAUGUUGGAGUUCCAGAAUUCUACAAAUUCAUUGGGCUGAUAUUCUACAUGGGCAUAAUCAAGAUGAAACAAAUCACAGACUAUUGGAGGAAACACAGCAUCUUCUCUGUGGCUUUUCCAGGAGAGAUGAUGUCAAGGGACAGAUACCGAACGAUCCUCUGGAACUUGCACAUGAGCGACCCAGAUGAAGACCUAGUGAAUGACGCCAUGAGGAGAGCCUCAAAACAUGACAAACUAUUCCGCGUCAAACCCCUCAUGACCACCAUACAGGAUGCCUGUACGUCAUUCUAUCAUCCCCGCAAGGACCUUUCUGUGAGACAAUACUUGAAGGGCAAACCAAACAAGUGGGGCUUCAAGUUGUUUGUACUCACAGACUCCAGCAAUGGGUACACGGCCAACUUUAACAUAUACACAGGAAAGAACAAAUUCCCCAAGGGCCAUGGCCUCCCUUAUGACUCUGUCAUGUCACUGACUAACAAAAGUUAUUUGGGGAGCGGAUACCACAUCUACAUGGACGAUUUUCAUACAAGCCCAAAGCUUUUCAAGGACUUGUAUGCUCUCAAGUUUCCUGCUUGUGGAACAUACAGAGAAUCCCGGAGUGAUUGCCCACGCAGUGACAUCAACGCGCUGACAAAGGACUCGCCCAGGGGAACCAUCCGCUGGAUAAGAGACGGCCCCCUGCUCUAUGUGAAGUGGAUGGAUUCACAAGAGGUGUCCGUCUGCUCCACCAUCCAUGCUGCCCACGGAGGGGACACAGUGCAGCGGAGGGGGAAAAACAGACUGGGCGCCUGGUCAAGUCAGGCUGUUCCCUGCCCCAAACCCGUGGUAGAGUACAGCAAAGUCAUGGGUGGUGUGGAUGCGUCCGACCAGCUGAUCCAGUACUACACGGCACAGCACAAAACUGUGAAGUGGUACAAGAAGCUCUUUUUUCACCUCCUGGACAUUGCUGCAUCAAAUGCCUUUAUCCUUCACAAGGAACUCAUGCAAGAGAUGCAUCGGAAAAGCAUGACCCACAAGGAGUUCUUGGAGGAGCUCUGUGCAGAGUUGUGUGGCGUGUCACUGGCUAGUAGUCAGCCCGAAAAGGCUCCUCCGAAGAGGACGGCUCCAGUCUCUUGCAUGCCAGUUUGCGGGAUUGACCUCUACACUAAUGGGAGCAGGGUCAGUGAUGGUCGCAGAUGCUGUGUGCACUGCAAAAUGCAAGGAAGACAAACGAAAACCCAGUGGAAGUGUGAUCUAUGCGAUGUCUACCUUUGCGUUCAGCAAGGCAGAAACUGUUUUGUCGAUUGGCAUCGAGAUGAUAACUGAUCACUUCGAUAGAAGAUGUAUACGAGCGUUGAGAAUAGCGGAAACGUCUGCUCCCUUCAGGUAAACUUUCUCUGCUAAGACUUUGUUCGGCGGAAUCUUUCAGUGUGUGAACCACUUCAACCUUUUCUUUGAGAUAUUUUUGUUUUAACACAUCUGGACGAAAAAAAAAGACAAUACCUCUCUGCCCUCUGGCAUCGACAUAGGAACUGAUCACUUCAGUACAAGAUUUAUACGGCCACUUACUAAGCUCAAUCAAAGCUCUUUUCUGAGAAUCUGGACAAUGACAGCCUGGACGAUGACAGCCAUUGACAGAUGGGAAGCCAUUAGGCGUGUUCAAGUUGAACUCCAAAUGACCUCUUGCAGCAGCGAGAGCUGCUGGUGGCAGCAGGGGAGGGGAUACAAACGCUGCUGUGAAGUUGUACACUCUACUUCCCGUAGUCUAGACUUGACCAUGUGACGAAUCACGAGGCACGGACCCGCACGGACCCUUGUGGAUAUGAGGAGGCAUCUAAACACCUGCACAUACGUCAGGGAUGUAAAAGCCAAUUAGGGCAAAGACCUGACGUCAUGAAGGCAGGGUCUAGGCUCCGCUGCGCUCCGCAGUACCUCUAAAGCUGCUGCUCCGCUGCGAAGCAGCUGCCUGGCCACGCCUUGCUCCCGCGAUAAGUUGAGGCCAUGUGAUACCGACUGCCGAAAACACACCCAUCUAGACCAUUGUGGACAGAUUUUUAACCACGUGCGCAUCUUGUGCUGUGCAGUUUUUGUGCUGCGCAGCCAUCUUGAACGCGCCUAUUGACACUUGGACAGUGACCGUGAGGAGGGGACAUAUACAGCUGUGAUACACCCAUCUAAUCAGUAUUCAUUUGAAAUUCUGAAUGUUUACACUGAAUUUUAAUUGGAACUAAUUUCAUUAAAUUCACAUUACAAUUUACUCUCAUAAUUAUUGUGGAGGUCUUUUUAGAAUGUUACCUUACGUGCCACUUUUGCAUUUAUAGGUGUUUUUAGUUAGAUGAAAAACUUAGAGAUGAAUUGUAAAGAUUCAUUUCUAACUAAUUUUUUUCUAUACUGCAGUUUAGCCACUGUACAGCUGAUGCAAGAGGGUCUGUUGUCCCUUUUUUAUGAUGCACUUCCUGUGACGGUUAUUCGUUUCCAAAAGACUUAACCAAGUGGGUAAGUGAACCCCUCCAAUGGGAGUGUCUGAGGCUAGCAAGCCAUCACCUACUGCUAGCAUUCCAUUCAAUCUCCUUCAUUUUGAUGUCACUUUGACAGCAAAUAGCUAUAUCUGAAGCGUUUAAAGACUAUUUGUCCAUUAUUUAUUUGUAGGGGCGGUAGCAAGUGAGUGAAGAAUGGGUGUCUAUGGGACUACAUUUAUGUUUAUUAAUAACAAAAGGUUAAUUUUCUCUGGACUUGAUCAUAAAUAUGUUUGUUUGUCAUACAUGUCUGUCACAAACAUAAAUAAUAGAAAAUCA
Messenger RNA from Sardina pilchardus (European sardine), 3361 nucleotides. Its product is annotated as piggyBac transposable element-derived protein 4-like. The record is from RefSeq and is a predicted model, not a curated record. The coding region runs from base 150 to 1892 and encodes 580 amino acids. Lineage: Eukaryota; Metazoa; Chordata; Actinopteri; Clupeiformes; Clupeidae. The transcript is spliced from 2 exons.